AAGAGAGGGCAAGGCGGGGCAGCGGGGCGACCAAGGGGCUGAGGGAGGGGGCAGGGCGAGGUCCCUGCGUGGAGACCCAGACACUAGAGGCCAGAACGCACACUAAGGCAUAGAGAGGGGGAGCCUGGGGGACGGCUGGAUGGAAAGUCACGGGACAGAGGGAAACUGGAUAUUCAGGCACCACACCCACAGGCCCCGCGUACAGACUGGCGUCCCUGCCCCGCUGGACUGGGUCUCACAGACGCCUGUCCCCGGAGAGGCAUCUGGAAAGAAACCCGAGCUCCCACUGAAAGGCCACAACCUCAAAGUCCAGCCCCAGAACACGAUAAAGGUCCUGAGUGAGCGGGGGGGGGGGAACAGAGCGCGGAGGAGCGGACAGCAUGGCCGGCAGGCCUGGCCCCCCACGGCUGGGCCCUCUGCUCCUGCUCUCCCUCUGGGGGUCCUCGGCUCCGGCCCCCCUCCUCAGGCGCCUGGCUGAGCACAUUGAGCGGUUUCAGGAGGGCUCCGGCCCGGGCCUGGGUUUCGGCCCAAAUGCAUUGGUCCCCCCAAAACAAGGCUGGCUGGAGCAGCCACUGGACCCCUUCAACACAUCCGACCAGCGAUCUUUCCUGCAGCGGUACUGGGUGAAUGACCAACACUGGGCCAGCCGGCAUGGACCCGUGUUCCUGCAUCUGGGGGGCGAGGGCAGCCUGAGGCCUGGCUCAGUGACGAGAGGGCACCCCGCAGCCCUGGCCCCAGCCUGGGGGGCCCUCGUGAUAGGCCUGGAGCACAGAUUUUAUGGCCUGAGUAUACCUGCCGGGGGCCUGGACGUGGCCCAGCUCCGCUUCCUGUCCAGCCGCCACGCGCUGGCUGACGUGGCCUCUGCCCGCCUCGCACUCGGCCGCCUCUUCAACGUCUCCUCCUCCAGCCCCUGGAUCUGCUUUGGAGGCUCCUACGCCGGCUCUCUGGCCGCCUGGGCCCGGCUCAAGUUCCCCCACCUCAUCUUCGCCUCCGUCGCCUCCUCUGCUCCGGUGCGGGCCGUGCUGGAUUUUUCCGAGUACAACGAGGUGGUGUCCCGAAGCCUGACGAGCGCGGCCGUCGGCGGCUCCCCGGAGUGCCGGGCGGCGGCGGCCGCAGCCUUCGCGGACGUGGAGCGGCGGCUGCUCGCGGGCGGGGCGGCUCGCGCGGCGCUGCGAGCGGAGCUGGGCGCCUGCGCGCCACUGGGUCGCGCGGAGGACCGGGCGGAGCUGCUGGGGGCGCUGCAGGCCCUGGUGGGGGGCGCCGCGCAGUACGACGCGCAGGCGGGAGCGCCGCUGAGCGUGCGGCGGCUGUGCGGGCUCCUCCUGCAAGGCGGGGGCAACCGCAGCCACUCCGCGCCCUACCGCGGGCUCCGGCGGGCAGUGCAGGUCGUCAUGCACAGCCUGGGCCAGAGGUGUCUAAGCUUUUCCCGAGCAGAGACAGUGGCACAGCUGAAGGUCACAGAGUCCCAAGUGUCCGGUGUGGGUGACCGCCAGUGGUUGUACCAGACUUGUACUGAGUUCGGCUUCUAUGUCACCUGUGAGGACCCCAGCUGCCCCUUCUCCCAGGUCCCAGCACUGCCCUCCCAGCUAGAGCUCUGCCAGCAGGUGUUUGGGCUCUCCACCUCCUCCGUAGCCCAGGCCGUGACCCAGACCAACUCCUACUACGGCGGCCAGACCCCGGGGGCCACCCAGGUGCUGUUCGUUAAUGGGGACACAGACCCCUGGCACGCGCUAAGCGUAACACAAGCCUCGGGACCGUCGGCGUCGGCCCUUCUCAUCCCCGGAGCCUCCCACUGCAUGGACAUGGCCCCCGAGAGGCCGUCAGACUCCCCCAGCCUCCGCCGGGGGCGCCAGAGCAUCUCCCAGCAGCUGCAGACCUGGCUCGGGCCGGCACAGCGGAGCCAGGCCAGGGGUGGGGACUAAGGGCCCGGACCCUCGCCACUCCCUGCGAGGCCACCUCCUUCCCGGACGUGUCCUCUGGAUGGGAGAACGGAGCUUGUUUGGAAAGAGGGAAUUGCCAGGAAUCGGGCUUCAGCUUCUGAUCUGCACACACACUCGUGGCUGCAGACCUCUCACUCCUGAGAGUGGAUGGCAGGAUAAGUGGAGGAGUAUUCUUGUCGUGCAUCUUGGUAUCUUCUUUUCUUUUGUAGGGAGCAUUUUAUUAAUUGUUUUGUGGCUAUCUCUUUUAUUGUGUAAAGUAUCUUAACGUAAAGCCUCUUUGUGUAACAUAA
Molecule: messenger RNA, 2230 nt
Organism: Leopardus geoffroyi (Geoffroy's cat)
Lineage: Eukaryota; Metazoa; Chordata; Mammalia; Carnivora; Felidae
Gene: PRSS16
Product: serine protease 16
Exons: 12
Coding region: 381-1922 (513 amino acids)
Biological process (GO): proteolysis
Cellular component (GO): lysosome; endosome
Molecular function (GO): serine-type exopeptidase activity; dipeptidyl-peptidase activity
Source: RefSeq, a predicted model, not a curated record